Xylaria bambusicola is the source of this 774-nucleotide messenger RNA. RefSeq names its product V-snare-domain-containing protein. The record is from RefSeq and is a predicted model, not a curated record. Lineage: Eukaryota; Fungi; Ascomycota; Sordariomycetes; Xylariales; Xylariaceae. The transcript is spliced from 2 exons. The coding region runs from base 1 to 774 and encodes 257 amino acids. Gene Ontology annotation, molecular function: SNAP receptor activity; SNARE binding. Gene Ontology annotation, cellular component: late endosome membrane; SNARE complex; Golgi apparatus. Gene Ontology annotation, biological process: vesicle fusion; endoplasmic reticulum to Golgi vesicle-mediated transport.
AUGACCAGACCCUUUAACACCCAAUUCAACUCUGCGUUGAAGCAGUCGACGUCAAUCAAGCGCGACCUAGCUAACCUCUCCUCCUCCCCCGAUGGCGCACCCACACCCGCCGCCCUCGGCGCGCUAUCCGCCUCGCUGACCGCCUUCUCACGCACUCUGGACGAGUACUCGGCGCUGGCAAAACAAGAGCUCAACCCCGCCAAGCAAGAGAAGGCCCACGAACGACUGCGCAACUUCCGCAGCGAACUCACUCAAUUCCGCGAGGAGAUGGACGCCCUGAAGCUCCAGCGCGAAAGCGCCGUCCAUGACGCAAGCCGCUCCGAACUCCUCGGCCGCCGGCCCUUCACCACCUCGACGCCCGAGAACCCGUAUGCGUCCACAUCCAACGGCGGCGCAUCCUCCUCGCCCACCACAGUCCCCACGAACCGGUAUGGCAGCGGCGUCGUCGCGGGCGGUGGCCAGAUGAGUAUGGGCAGCGGUGAUUACACGCGCGAAGCCCACGCCAUGCGCGAGCAGAACUUCUUCGCCAGCACCAACACCGCGCUCGACGAGUACAUUGCCCGCGGCCAGGCCGUGCUGGGCGACCUCGGGGCCCAGCGGGACAUGCUGAAGAACACGCAGCGCCGGCUGUACAGCGUUGCGAAUACGCUUGGCGUCAGCGGGGACACGAUCCGCAUGAUCGAGAGACGGGCGAAGCAGGAUAAGUGGAUAUUCUGGGGUGGUGUGGUGGUGUUUUUCGGGUUCUGCUGGUUGGUCUUGCACUUCCUGAGGUGA